Messenger RNA from Cordyceps militaris CM01, 1629 nucleotides. Its product is annotated as beta-N-acetylglucosaminidase, putative. NCBI's taxonomy places the organism in Eukaryota, Fungi, Ascomycota, Sordariomycetes, Hypocreales, Cordycipitaceae. Gene Ontology annotation, biological process: carbohydrate metabolic process; peptidoglycan turnover. Gene Ontology annotation, molecular function: hydrolase activity, hydrolyzing O-glycosyl compounds. The transcript has 2 exons. The record is from RefSeq and is a predicted model, not a curated record. The coding region runs from base 1 to 1629 and encodes 542 amino acids.
AUGGUGACAAUCGAACAGCGUAAAAGAGUCGGCCAGCUCUUUGCUGUCGGCUUUCACGACACCACCGUCAACAGCGCCAUCACCUCCCUCAUCCAAGACUACCACGUCGGCGCCGUCGUCCUCUUCAAGCGCAACGUGCGCUCCGCCGCGCAGCUCCGCACCCUCUGCCAUGACCUCCAGCAGCUCGCCCGCGACGCCGGCCACGCCCAGCCGCUGCUCCUCGCCAUCGACCAGGAAAACGGGCUCGUCACGCGCAUCGCGCCGCCCGUGGCCGCGCAGCUGCCCGGCCCGAUGGCGCUCGCGGCCACGGGCUCGUUGGACGCCGCCGACGCCGUCGCCGACGCCACCGCCGACAUGCUCCGCCAUUUCGGCAUCAACAUGAACUACGCACCCGUCGCCGACGUCAACUCGGAGCCGCUGAACCCCGUCAUUGGCGUGCGCAGCCCGAGCGACAACCCCCAGACAGUGGCGCGGUUCGCCGCCGCCUGCGCAAAAGGCAUGCGCGGCAGGACCGUCGUCCCCUGCGUGAAGCACUUUCCUGGCCACGGCGACACCGUCACCGACUCGCACUACGGGCUGCCACGCAUCGACAAGAACCGCGAACAACUCGAAGCCACAGAGCUGCUGCCGUUUCGGCAAGCCGUCCGAGAUGGCAUCGAAAUGGUCAUGACGGCGCACAUUGCGUUGCCGCGGAUCACGGGCGACGACACACCGUCCACGCUGUCCCCGCGCGUGCUGCGCAUCCUGCGCGACCAGUUUGACUUUGAUGGCGUGAUUAUAACGGACUGCCUCGAGAUGGACGGCAUACGCGCCACGUACGGCACCGUCGAGGGCGCGCUGAUGGCGCUGCAGGCUGGCGUCGACAGCCUCAUGAUCUGCCACACCUACGAGCUCCAGACGGCUGCGAUUGACCGCGUCUGCGCUGCCCUGGAAACGGGCGAGAUUGAACACACGCGCAUCAACGAGUCUCUCGAGCGCAUCCGCGCGCUCAAGGCCACGUUCACCAACUGGGGCCGCGCGCUCCAGAUACGCACUGACAAAGCGCUCGCGGCCAUCAACGCGCGCGGCGCCGCGCUCGCGCGCAAAGUCUACGCCGACUCGGCCACCGUCGUGCGCGUCCAACCCGGCGUCUUCCCCGUAUCGCCUUCUGCCCGCACCGUGUUCGUCUCCCCCGGACCGGACGUUCCUGUCGGCGGCGGCGGCGCCGUCAACAGCGGCGACGCCGCCGCCGCACAGCCGACGCGCGUGCCGUGGGUGUCGAGCUCGUUUGGCGACGAGAUCCGCGCGCACUGUGCCGCGCUGGAGGAGAUUCGCUACACGCAGCGGCCGCUGAGCGAUGCGCAGUGGGCGCAGAUUGACGAGGCCGACGUGGUGCUCCUCGCGACGCGCAAUGCGCGCGAGGCGCCGUAUCAGCACGCGCUGGGGUUGGAAAUUGCGAGGCGCAGAGGGGAAAGAGUGCUCAUUAGCAUUGCCACGUGUGCGCCGUAUGACUUCUUGGAGGAGCACGCGGUGAGGAAUGUCGUAGUGGUGUAUGAGCCGACCCUGGAGGCGUUUCGGGCGGCGGUUGAUGUUAUUUAUGACGUGGAGACGGCGAAGGGUAAGCUACCGGUUGCUGUGAAGAAGAUAUAG